UGUGUGAUGUCUUGGCUGCAUUGAUUGAAGUGCUGUAAGUGGGCGCAGAGAGAGUGAGAGAGGGACCUGAGGUGCGAAGUAACUGUAGUGUGUGUGUCUGUCUCAUGCACAUGAAGCGGUGGCUGGAAUCCUUCUCACUCUCACUCCUCUCUGCUGUCACUGAGGAGCUCUUCCGAGCGGCCGCCGCUUUUUAUCGAUAUCCACGCUACAAAGCCUCAGCAGAGUGAGGACACCACACCAGACCCACGCCUCCUUCCCUCUUUCAAGAGCUGUAACUUUUCCUCUCCCAUCCCCUUUUUCUCCCUACCACCACAUCUCCCUACUGCACCCUCCCCAACACACACACACACACACACACACACACACCCUCACCUACCACCACACCCAAAAAAAUUGCUACUUUUUCGCCUCCUGCCUUUUAUUGGUCUGCAUGAAAACACCGAAAAUUAAAGUCAAAACUCUGGAAAGUCCCAACCGGCGUCAGAAGCGGUCAGAGCCAUGCCGAGAAGAAAACAGCAGGCGCCGCGACGGUCGGCAGCAUACGUCCCCGAAGAGGAACUGAAGGCAGCUGACUUGAGCAAGGACCUGCCCGAGGAUGAGCUGCCUGCGGCGGGGGAGCAGGACUGCGAGUUCCAUUGCCCCAAGGAGGAAGAAGAGAGCAAAGAGGCGGCCAGCUGCCAGAACUCACCAGCCAGCAUGACAGCCAAUCCUGAGCCGGGCAGUAGGUCGCCUGUCAGCGACGCCAGCGACCAGCUGGCAGAUUUGCGGAGCGUCUCGUCCAAGGACGGGCAGGAGCGGGAGGAGGGGCUGGCCGAGGACAGGCUGCCGGCGUCACGGGACAGCCUGGCGCAGAUGAAGGCGGCCUACUCCAACCUGCUGAGCAGCUCCUACUGGACCAGCCUGGGCCUGGACCUGAAGACGGCCAACCAGGCCAGUGGCAGUGGCAGCAGCAACGGCAGCAGUCACAACGGCAGCGGCGGAGGUGUGGGCUACGACUGGCACCAGGCCGCUCUGGCCAAGACGCUGCAGCAGACCUCCUAUGGAAUCAUCCCCGAACCCAGCCUGUUCAGCACCGUGCAGCUGUAUAGGCAGCAGAACAAACUGUUUGGGUCGGUGUUCACCGGCGCCAGCAAGUUCCGCUGCAAGGACUGUAGCUCGGCCUACGACACCCUGGUAGAGCUGACUGUGCACAUGAACGAGACCGGCCACUACCGCGAUGACAACCGCGAUCGGGACCCCGACAACCCCCGCAAGUGGUCCAAGCCCAGGAAACGCUCCCUCAUGGAGAUGGAGGGCAAGGAGGACGCCCAGAAGGUCCUCAAGUGCAUGUACUGUGGCCACUCCUUCGAGUCCCUGCAGGACCUCAGCGUUCACAUGAUCAAGACCAAGCACUAUCAGAAGGUGCCCCUCAAGGAGCCUGUGCCGGCCUUGGCCUCCAAGCUUCUGCCUCCCAACAAGAGGAGGGCACCUCAGGAACCUCCGCCCUGCUCUCCAGAGUCUGCCCCAAAUCCCUCAGGCCUGUCUGCUGGAGAGUCGGCCUCAGCCCAGAAAGCGGCCAAUCCUUACGUGACUCCUAACAACCGCUACGGCUACCAGAAUGGCGCCAGCUACACCUGGCAGUUCGAGGCCCGCAAGGCGCAGAUCCUCAAGUGCAUGGAGUGCGGGAGCUCCCACGACACCUUGCAGCAGCUGACGGCGCACAUGAUGGUGACUGGGCACUUCCUCAAGGUCACCAACUCCGCCUCAAAGAAGGGCAAGCAGCUGGUGUUCGACGCGGUGGCCGAGGAGAAGAUCCAGUCCAUUCCCUUGCCCCCCUCCACCCCGGCACGGCUGGUGGCACCCACUGCCCAAGCCAAGCCUGAAACCUCGCCACCGCCGCUGGCUGACGAGGGGAAGGAGCAGGAAGAAGAGCCGGCAGAGGAGGACGAGAAGGAGAGGGAGAUAAAGGAGGAGAGGGAUGAUCAUGAUGAAAAGUUUGAAUCCACUUCCCAGUACCAGUAUCUGCGGGAGGAAGAUUUGGAUGAGAGUCCUAAAGGCGGUAUUGAUAUCCUGAAGUCUCUGGAGAACACGGUCACCUCCGCCAUCAACAAAGCCCAGAAUGGCGCUCCCACGUGGGGAGGCUAUCCAAGCAUUCAUGCUGCUUAUCAGCUCUCAGGAGCGAUCAGACCCUUUCAAACAACAGGGCAGAACGCCCAAUCAACCCCGUUCUACACCAACAACCUGAAGGCCCCAUCUUCCGAGCAUCUCGCUGUCGUGGAGCCCUCAGAGUGCCAGUCACCGCCGCCUCAGAAGAGCAAUGUCCAUGCCAUGGAAGAGCUGGUGGAGAAGGUCACGGGCAAAAUGACCAUCAAGGCAGAAGAGAAGGCUGUGGAGAAAGAGCAGGCAGCCGCUCCCAGAAUCAAGGCUGCCUGCGGCUCCUCAUCCCCAGCUGUGAGGGACUCACCCAGGGCCGAAGACAGUGACGUUUCAAUCCAACCAUUGAGAAACAGCGAUGGCCAGGAGGUGAAAGUGAAGAAGGAGACCAAUUUGGAUGGCUCUUUCCCAAAUGGGACGGAGUGUUUUAGGUCAACGGUCAGCAAUGGCUGUAACAGUAUGGCAAUUAUCACUGACCAGUCACCUGAGUCGCCAUUUGUCAAUCCGCUCAGUGCUCUCCAGUCAAUUAUGAACACACACUUGGGCAAGGCAGCCAAGCCCCUAAGUCCCAGUCUUGACCCCUUGGCCAUGCUGUACAAAAUCAGCAACAGUGUGCUGGACAAGCCCAUCUUCCCUGCCACUCAGGUCAAGCAGGCGGACAUUGUGGACCGGUACUACUAUGAAAAUAAUGAUCAGCCAAUAGACUUAACCAAAUCGAAAAGCAACAAGAAGCUCAUUUCAGCCAUGACGGAAACGAUUCUCUCCACAUCACGGGAAAAUGCGCUGUUGGACAUCUCUGACAUGGUGAAGAACCUCACGGGACGGCUGACGCCCAAGUCGUCAACCCCCUCUACGGUGUCGGAGAAGUCGGAAGCCGAUGCCAGCAGCUUCGAGGAAACCUUGGAGGAUGUCUCUCCCGUCCAGAAAAGGAAGGGCAGGCAGUCUAACUGGAACCCCCAACACCUCCUGAUGCUGCAAGCUCAAUUUGCAGCCAGCUUACGGGAGUCUUCCGAAGGCAAAUACAUCAUGUCGGACUUAAACCUCCACGAGCGGGUACACAUUUCAAAGUUCACUGGCCUCUCCAUGACCACGAUAAGCCAUUGGCUAGCCAACGUCAAAUAUCAGUUAAGAAGGACAGGUGGAACGAAAUUCCUGAAGAACUUAGACACGGGUCACCCGGUUUUCUUCUGUAAUGAUUGUGCCUCACAGUUUAGGACUCCUUCCAGCUACAUAGCUCACCUGGAGACUCACCUGGGGUUUUCUAUGAAGGAUCUCUCCAAGUUAUCGGUAGAGCAGCUUCGCGAGCAGCAGGCGGUUUCUAAGGUGAUACCAAAUAGGUCCGUGAACUCAGUUGGGAUGUCCGAGGAGGAUGUAAACUCGACAUUCCAGUGUAAAAUGUGCAACAGGACAUUUGUAAGCAAACAUGCGGUCAAAUUGCACCUUAGCAAAACACAUGGCAAGUCUCCAGAGGACCAUCUGUUAUAUGUAACUGAGUUUGAGAAACAGUAGUAUCCAGAAAGAAGAUACGGAACAAGCUUCUUUGAGAUUGUGCCCACUUUGUGGCCUGUCCUCCUGAUGUCCUCUGCUUGCCCCUCAGUCAUGCAUCACUCUUUCUGUCACAUUGAACUCCAGAUGCUCCUACCCCAGAGAAAUGUUCUGACUCCAGCAAUUCUUCUUCAUUCUCACUAACAAUUUGGUAAUGAAAUAUUGAUUUUUAGUUAGAUUCAUAUUGAUGCUAUUAGGUUUGCAUCGAUAAAUCAUGUUGGGCUCCUCUACGAACAGAUAUAGAGCGCUGUACUGAACUCUGGAGAUUACGUCCAAGUACACUGAUGUUUUAAUUUGAUGGAUCUUUCACCAUUAGAGGGGUAAGAGUGUGUGUCAGGAGACAGGGGGUAGGAGAAGCAAGGUGAUAAUAAGAGAGGAAGAUGUUAUUUUCCCCCAUGUUUUUCUCCUGUGUUUUUUUUAAAACUAAGCACCUACGUUGACAUAUUCAUUGAUGGGAGAAUGCAAAUAAAUUAGGAGCUGCACCGGCUAAUCUGCUCAGAGUGAAGGUGAUGCUCGCAAGGCAGGGAAGGACAUGGUCCUCCUUAUCUGAGCGUGCUCUGGACUCCUUGUAUGUGUCUGCAAUCUCAGGGCUUGUGUGACCUUUUUCCACACCCCCUCCCCCUUCUCAAUACGGAAAGGAACAUGGAUGAAUGCAAAACAGCUGCUCUGUACAACGACAUGUCUGCAUCAACAGCCAGACGGGCGGCCAGUCUUCACCGGAAAAUGAGCAGCAUUGAUGGUGGAUCUUAACUCAUUACCAUUGUGUAGGGUCAAGUACCCCAGGACUGUAAGGAGUGGAUCAACGGAUAUAUAAGUGUCAGCAAAGAAGACUGAUCGUGUACGUUAAAGUGUUCAAUCUGCUGGACAGGACCGGCUGUUCUUCACCCCUCCCAAGUCAGGGAUGCACAGAAUCCUGGAAGUUUACAAAUAUGUUAGGAUACUUAUUCAAUGAGCCUAAGCCUAAAACAACAUUCUAUAUGUCUGCAUAGAAAGGAAUUGCACAUACCAGAUCAUCCUUUCAUCCUUGAAUCCUGCUUGCCUGCCCAUCGUUCAUUCCACUAGGCAUUGGAGGCAGCAGACGUUUAGUAGGGACUGUGUGUGUGGGGGGGUUGUUGCAGGUAAGGUUACUGCAUAGCCCUGAAUAGCCCUGCCCCUCUUGUAUCCAGACUCUAACAAGCUGUCAAUCUUCCCCUGCACCGUCACACAAGGCUGAGGAUUUAUGACGAGCAAUCUAUCAAGGAUUUAUGUUUGGGAGGGGAAGAGAAUGGAUUCAAGAAUGUGGUGGGUGGGGAAGAUUGAAGCUCUGAUUGGAUUAACAAGGCAAUUUUGAGGAUUGUUAUGGCAAGUUACAUAUGCAGACCAACUCACUGUCAGUACCUCGAAGAAACUAUAAGAUAAUCUAGACAUUAAGACACAUUGAAUCCAUCAUGCACUGAAUAUAAAGUUCUGCAGUAUUAGUUCUCUAUUAUAAUAUGGUAGGUCCUCACAACCCAUAGUUUCAGAAGAUCACCAGCACUCCUGUGAUCUUUGGCCUUCUUGGCUGCUACUUCAACCAAUAGAACAUACCUAUUUAUUUUCCACCAUUUAAUCUUUCCUCUCAGCUGAAUUUCUUUCAACAGUUUAGUUAAGGCCUUGUUGAUUCGAUACCGCACAGAAACAGACCCUUCAGCAUAGCUCACCCAUAUCGACCAAGGUCCAUCCCGUCUAAGCUCGUCCCAUUUGCCUGCAUUUCACCCACAUAUCUCUAGCCUUUCCUAUCCAUUGACCUGUCCAAGUACCUUUUAAAUGUUGUUAUUGAACCUGCCUCAACUAUUUCCACUGCCUUCCAUUCCAUAAAGGUCUCACCCUUUGCAUUAGAAAGUUCCCUGUCAGGUCCCUAUUAAAUCUUCCCUCUCUCAGCUUUUACCAAUGUCCUUGAUACCCCAAUCCUGGGAAGAAGACUGUGUGCAUUACCCCUAUCUAGGCCUCUCAUGAAGUUAUACAUCUCUGUAAAGUCUCCUAAACUACAAUAAAUAAAGUCUUGUUCUGCCCAACUUCUCCCUGUAAAGUAUUCCUUAGAGUCCUGGUAAAAUCCUCGCAAAUCUUUUGUGCUCUUUUCAUCUUAAUGACAUCUUUCCUGCAACAGGGUGACGGAAACUGAGCACAGUACUGCCAAGUGCAGCCUCACCAACAUCCCGUACAAUUGUCAAAUGCCUCUCCCACUUUGGCAUGCAACCGAGCAUUUCAAAGUAAGUGGCACUCAAUAAGUCAGGGUCAGCACACCGGGCUUCCAUAAAUAAGUGGAGGAUGUGUGUGUGCACAGGCCAUGUUGUACACAGGCUUCAGGUGAAUAGGAGGUCUCAUCUCUGAGGAGUGACUGCUUUGUGUCAGCAGUAAAUAGUAGGUGUUUCCUCCUUUCCUGGGCUGUCUUGCCCCUAGCUGAACUGGGACAAUAAUAUCUAUAGUUUCCCUCCAAGGCAUCGAUUCAUUCUCUUGCGGAAGUUGGCCAAAGCUUCUCCAUAACUCACCCUGGAAGGCUUCCUAACAAUGUGUGCGGGCUUGAAGUGGAAAGAAGAGACGGCAGAACCGUCAAACAUUUCAGGCGUACCAUUCUGGGGUAAUGAAGCGUGCCUGCAAAAAAUACCCAUACAAAACUUGAUAAAGAUGAGCUGACACACCAGUCCAAAUAGGUUCUUUUGUGUGUCUGCACACAUCUGUCCAUCAAGUUUUCCAUCAGGAUAGACAAGUAGCAAUAAUAGGAGCAACUGCAGGGAUGGGAAAGGAUAAAAGGGAAGGUAACAAUUAAAAUUAUCUCUGUACUUCAUUGAAACUGAAUCAAAACUGUAAGACUGACAAGUUCAUCUUUUGAAUCUUUUGUUUUAGCCCCAGUACAGUAAAACUCUGAUAACCUAGCGUCCCGAUUGUUUGGCAUCAGGCUCACUUAUGAGUCCAGGAUAUGAAUGGGAGGACCCAGUGUCUAGUUGGGAUCAGCGGCUGGAGCUGGGAUUACAGUGAGUGAUGGGAUAAGGAUAGGGGCUGUGGCCCAGAUCCAUUAUUUGGAUGUUCAAAACACCAGAGGUUAGGAAUUUGAGCAGGAUAGUUGCAGGAGAUAGAGUCCAGAGUGCCUGUAUAUAUACAUAUUUUUUUCCCUUUAAGCUUAUUGGGCUUGCCUGAAGAUGUAUUACACUAGUAAUACAUGUUAAAAAAGUGCUUUGGGGUAUUAUUGGAGUAAUGUUCUAUAGUCCAGAAAAUCUGCCUGUAAGAUACCAUCAAAAUCCUGAGUGUGCUAGACUAUUGGAGUUUAACUUGUAUAAACUUAUUUAAUCACCUGAUCACCUGUCUUUAAUGGCAUGUUUCAAAGACGGAAACAGGUUUACACAAGUGAUAAAAACACGAUACUGACCUGCAAAGUGAACUCAGCAAAGUGCUUGUAUCCUGACUCGCCAAUAUGUCCUGGAUGCCAAACUAUGUCAGAACCGGGAUGGAGGGAGCUUCAUGUGGUAUCUGAGUUAAAUAAGACUGCCACCCUGCUAUUUCUAACACAUUCCUGGCCUAUCUCCCCUCUCAAUGAUAAGAAUAAUUAACCAGUCUGUAUUUUAUAUUCACCCACUUACCAUGCGACUAAGAGUGUCUGCUAGUAGUAUUCGAUUCUCUUUCACCUCACGGCUGACCCUCUUCCCAUUUUAGAUCUUAAGGGUAGCAGAGAUCCUUGUUACCCUCUCCCUACCAGGGCAUGUUGUAUAUUUACCCUCACUACCACGAUGCAAUGGUAUCUGCUGUAUAUAUGUUCAGGUACAAGACGUGUUUCCUUACUUGAUCUUUUUAGUUUAUAUAAAAAAAGUUGAAGAAAUGUAAUGCUGCACUGCCCCUUUCUGGGAAGACAUGUACAUAUGUAAAAUAUUUAAAUGUGAUAACUUAAAACACUGAUUGUAGAUUCUACUGUGUUUAAAUUUUACCCAUUGUUGGUACACACAUCACUCUCGUCCCUUUGCAAGUGCACAGUACUUCCUUGCUAUCUUACUGACUGCUUUGUAUAUUUCCCCUGAACUCACAACUUUAAACUUCUGCCACAUUAGUGAGACCAACUCUUUUUUAAAAUAAAAUAAAAUCUGAGACUUUUUUGAAGCCAGCUGGAUUCCUCUGAUGGUGACGGAAUAUGUGGAUGCGUCUUAAUAACCCGUGCACUUAUUUAUUAAAAUUAACAAGAGAAAACAAAUCAUUUGUAUGAUAAAAAUAUAUAUUUAGAUUUUCCAAGCACAACACUGAGAAAAUGAAAAAAAAAACAAUGUCUCUUUUUAUGUUUCAUAAAGAUGUUACUACCAUUAUGGAUCUUUUUUGCAAUAACAGGCUUA
Mobula hypostoma (lesser devil ray) is the source of this 8009-nucleotide messenger RNA. RefSeq names its product teashirt zinc finger homeobox 1 (gene tshz1). Lineage: Eukaryota; Metazoa; Chordata; Chondrichthyes; Myliobatiformes; Myliobatidae. Bases 499 to 3642 code for a protein of 1047 amino acids. Gene Ontology annotation, molecular function: DNA-binding transcription factor activity, RNA polymerase II-specific; DNA binding. Gene Ontology annotation, cellular component: nucleus. The record is from RefSeq and is a predicted model, not a curated record. Gene Ontology annotation, biological process: regulation of transcription by RNA polymerase II. The transcript has 3 exons.